ACCUUAAUUGAGGAAAUGAGACGAGUAGUGCUUGCUCCAUCUCUUGUCACCCCCCCACCUCAAACUCUUCUGAUUAUGAUUAGGAGAUACUGUGCUGUUCAUGAUGUUGGAAAGGCUAUAAGUACUUUCUAUGCAUAUAAACGAUUCAACUUUCAAGUUGGAAUGGAGGAAUUUCAAGGCCUUCUUUCUGCCCUUUGUCGGUACAGGAACGUAGAAGAUGCUGAGCAUCUUCUUUUCUGCAACAAAAAUGUAUUCCCAUUCAACACCAAGAGCUUUAACAUUAUUCUCAAUGGAUGGGGUAAUGUGAUUGGUAGCCCACGUCAUGCAGAGAGAAUUUGGGAGGAGAUGGGCAAGAGAGGAAUCCAAUAUGAUGUUGUCUCCUAUGCAAGCAUCAUGUCUUGCUAUUCAAAGUCUUCUAAACUCUACAAAGUAUUCAGGCUGUUUGACCGGAUGAAGAAAACCAAGAUCACUCCAGAUAGGAAAGUUUAUAAUUCGGUCAUUCAUGCUCUCGCAAAGGGUAGGUUUGUGAAAGAAGCUGUCAAUCUCCUGAAAACAAUGGAAGAUGCCAACAUUUCUCCGGAUACUGUUACUUACAACUCACUAAAUCCUUUAUGUAAAGCCCGCAAAAUUGAUGAAGCUAAAGAAAUUUUAGAUGAGAUGAUGCAGCGGGGUCUAUCUCCUACAAUUCGGACUUAUCAUGCUUUCUUCCGUAUCUUAAGGACCAAUGAAGAAAUAUUUCAGCUUCUGGGCAAGAUGAGGGAAUCGGGCUCACCCACUACUGAGACUUUUCUAAUGUUGAUAAGAAAGUUUAGUCGAUGGCAACAGCUUGACAUUGUCUUUAAGCUCUGGAGUGAGAUGAGUGAAAGUGGAGUCAACCCUGAUCGUAGCUCUUACAUUGUACUGAUUCAUGGGCUAUUUCUGAAUGGAAAGCUGGAGGAAGCAUACAAAUAUUAUAAUGAGAUGCAGGAUAAAGGCUUCCUCCCAGAACCAAAAACAAGUGAAAUGCUUCAAGCCUGGCUUUCUGGAAAACUAGUUGAAGAACAGAUGACAGAUUUAGAGCACAAGAAAUUAGAGAGUGAUUCUGUAGGAAAGAAUAUCAAGGGUAUACCUAGUAAACCAGAUAAGGAGAAAGAUUUUCUUCGCCAACCUGAGAUUAGAAGAGUAAAAAGGCGGGGUUUUUUCCUUUUGGAUCAGUAA
Messenger RNA from Neltuma alba, 1197 nucleotides. Its product is annotated as pentatricopeptide repeat-containing protein At5g15010, mitochondrial-like. NCBI's taxonomy places the organism in Eukaryota, Viridiplantae, Streptophyta, Magnoliopsida, Fabales, Fabaceae. The record is from RefSeq and is a predicted model, not a curated record. Gene Ontology annotation, molecular function: protein binding.